AUGUCUAAUGAAGAUCAAUCCCCUUCUAGAACCGAAGUUGGAGAUUCCAAUCAAUCUGCAACAACGAAUCGAAGUUUGCAGGUUGGUGGCGUGAAAAGCCCUCUUGAAGAUCCAACAAACCCAUAUUAUCUCCACCAUGGAGAUAACCCAGGUAAUGUUCUUGUGUCUCAAUUACUAACUGGCCAAGAUAAUUACAUUUCUUGGAGUAGAGCUAUGCAGCUCUCUAUUUCAGUCAAGAAUAAAUUGGGUUUUCUUGAUGGUACCAUUCCUAAACCUCCUCCUUCUGAUUACAUUCUUUACAAUGCUUGGGUUAGAAAUAAUAAUAUUGUGAUUUCAUGGAUUUUAAAUUCGGUUUCAAAGGAGAUUUCUUCUAGUAUACUUUACGAUGAGUCCGCUGCCAUUUGGGCUGAUUUGAAGGUUCGAUUUUAUCAAAGAAAUGGACCUCACAUAUAUAAUCUUAGGAAAGGUCUUAUGAAUUUAAGGCAAGAAAAUCAAAGCAUCAGCAUGUACUUUACUAAGCUUAAAACCAUUUGGGAAGAGCUGUCUAAUUACAGACCAACAUGUACAUGUAAUUGUUGUACUUGUGGUGGUGUCAAAAGGUUGCAAGAGCACUAUCACAUGGAAUAUGUCAUUUCUUUUCUCAUGGGUUUAUCUGAUCAGUUUUCUCAAGUUAGAGGCAGCAUCCUCCUUAUGGAUCCCCUCCCUGAAGUUAACUGUGUGUUUCAUCUUGUCACACAAGAAGAAAAUCAAAAGGGCAAUCUUGCUGGUGCAGCCGAUCCUAACUCAAGCAUGGCUUUUGCCUUCCAAAACAAUAAGGCUGCUGCUAACAAACCAGAAAAUCAAGGAGCUAAAGAUCAUCCUCCUAAGAAGAAUGUGGAGUUUGGUCACUAA
Cannabis sativa is the source of this 891-nucleotide messenger RNA. RefSeq lists its product as uncharacterized. The record is from RefSeq and is a predicted model, not a curated record. The coding region runs from base 1 to 891 and encodes 296 amino acids. The transcript has a single exon. NCBI's taxonomy places the organism in Eukaryota, Viridiplantae, Streptophyta, Magnoliopsida, Rosales, Cannabaceae.